CCCAAUUUCUUCUGUUUUACUGGCUUGAAACGUCUCUGAAGUUCGCCGCGAAAGAACAAGCGAUAUGGUCCCACACAAUGAUGCUCCCGACGAGAAGAGAAGCAAGAAGCGACGCCGCUCUCGCAAACAUAGCGUCAGUUCCAGUGGAAGUGUGUCGUCACGCAGCUCGUCGGCCUCGAGCAAGUCCGAAGCAACACGCAGGCGUCCCAGCCAUACCGGUCUAGAAAAAGAUCCGACAGGCUCCGCGAUUGCCGCGCUGGAAUCGAACUUGCCGGUAGCCACGACCACCGCCCUUCAACUGCACGAAGUAAUUCCCCCACGCGACAAGAGCCCUCUCAAACGGAGGCUGUCUUUCGCCGCCGAUUUCCAGCGCAAGUCCUCGGACCCCAGGGAGCCUCAGCAGCAACUCGCUUCCGCCGACUUUGGUCCGGUAGAACCUCACGUUGCUACUCCCACUGCUGCUACGACGGAGAAGCCUGGAGAGAGCAACCGGCUCCCAGAGCAGAAGGACCAACAGGCGCGCAAACCAACAUGUGAAACCGCCCUGCCAGCUCAGUCUCCGGAGUGCGCCGUCAGCGGUGCGAAUACACUCCAGACGUUGUCCGCGACCUUCAUCGAGGAGAGGGCCGAGGGCUCUCCGACACUCUCUGAAGGACAGCCGGAGCCACAAGAUGGACGCAAAGUGAGCCAGUCAAGUCGCAAAGCGAGUUUAUCUCACCAGCACGCUUCGUUGUCCUCUGUCCUUCAAGAACUUAACACCAUCAACAAAGAACACCUCGAAGGCCAGCGAAUCAAGUCAGAAGCUCGGAGGACCUCGUACUAUGAUUUGGAUCGCGGGCAGCGCGGUUCACGGAUAGUGGUCAGAGUAGCAGGGGUCCCCAUCACAAAGCAGCAAAUCCUCCUCAUGGCCAUCUUAAUUUUCAUAGUGACAACCGUGACAACCGCCGUCGUCAUCCUGUACAGACGAGAGCAGGAAACUGCUCCGACAAAGCCGUACUGCAAGACCAAAGAUUGCCUCGAUCACGCCUGGCGCCUUACCGAUAAACUAAACAGCAGCCUCGAUCCCUGCCAAAACUUCGGGGCUUACGUCUGUUCCGCUUGGUCCCCACCAAAGGGGUACCUUGAGCACUCUAACUCAGCCAUGGAUGACGUACGGAAAUCUUGGUUCCCACUGUUCGGAAAUAUUCAUAGAGAAGGCGCCAAGAUAAUUCGGGUUGGCCACAAGCCGCUAGUCAUGUACGCCACAUGCAUGGGCGACAGUAAACAGUACGGCUCGAACGUGGAUAUCUUCUGGAAGUUCCUAAAGGAGUGUAAACUGUCGUGGCCGGAAGAGCCAGAGCUAAGUGAGACCAGUGCCCUCGAUGUGCUGAUAACGCUCGCGUUCAAGUGGCAGGUUUCACUCUUCUUUCAACUGAGACUACUGCGCUUGGGACCCGCACCGAAUUGGCGUUUGACUUUAGAUCCAGACCCACUCGUACCGCUAAUGUACCAGCAUCAUCUCACGAUCAAAAAUACCGGCGGAUACGACAAGUACUGGGCUGCGUUCUUCUACACUCUCAAGGGAAGCUAUGACAAGGACGCGACGAUAAACCAGACGCUCAUAGAGACAACCAUGGUGUUGGAAGGGGACGUCUUUAGAAGACUCCUAUUCGCCAUGCGUCCACUUGGAGUCCAACAACUACUGGUGCCAAUCGAAAAGAUUAAAUUCUACACUCCGCCUCUGGACUCGAAGGAGUGGCUACGGGCAUUAAAGCAAUUAGAGCUUCAGCCUGAGAUGGAAUCCAACGACCAGGUUCUCAUAGCCGACAAAAACUUCUUCCAGACCAUGGCGGCCGUGAUGGCCUCGUACACGGACACCCAGCUGCUGUCCCUGAUUGCGUGGUCUUGCGUGCAGCUCCUGGCACCGGCAGUGGAUUUGCAGCUGCUGAAGUACCGCUACGACCAAGGCGUCAUACGUUACCGGCCAUACUUCUGCGAACGUUUUGUCGAGACCGCCUACCGACUCCUCGUGGUUGCUCUCACCUCUGUGUCGCGCUUGUCAAGACAGGAACGCGCCGUCAUCUCAGCAAACUUCGACCACCUGGUUGCAACUGCCAGCGCUUUGGUCAACGCCACAGACUGGCUGGAUGCCGAGAACCGACAACUUGCCGCCGUGAAGCUGGCUUCGACAAGCCUGCAGCUGUGGCCCCCAGAGCAUUUCCUGGAGAACGAGGCACUCGACCGCAUGUACGCGGCUUUUCCGAGCGCCGAAUUGCCGUUUGCGGAAUAUUGGAUCCAAUCGAGUCGGUCUGCCGCUGAUACGUACCAUGCGAGUGCCAAUAUCGACGUAUUGAGCUACGUGGUCAACUACGAACUGCCGUAUCUCUUCUACGAUGCUGCAAGCGGCGCAGUGAAAGUAGCUGUGGGUGCCAUUACUCCGCCCCUGUACUACUCGGACGGGACCAAAGCUAUGUUCUACGGAGGACUCGGAUUCUCCAUGGCGGUGAAUCUCGUCGCAUCCAUGGAUAAACAGGGACUCCGGUGGCAUCCAAACGGCACUUUCGGCGACUCCUUUUUAUCCCACGCCGCUUCUCGAGCCUUUGAAGACCGGAACGGCUGCCUGGCGACUGCAGAGGAGGCUCCCGUGGUCGACUCCCCCACCUAUCAGACCCGACCAGGCUCCAGGACCAGCAUCUUUCCCGAGAUUCCCGCGCUCGAAGUGGCCUACGCAGCGUACAGGCGUUCCAUCAGCGAAAGCAACGACGACAGUCCACAGGGUAUUUCCCGGAAUCUCUCGGGCGAUCAGGUGUUCUUCAUGACUUUGUGCUACAUGACGUGCAGCCUUCCCGGAGCCGUGGGUCCGCACACGGUGGACUGCAACAAGGCUGUGAGCAAUUCGGAGGCAUUCGCGCAGGCUUUUCAAUGCCCCUACGGAUCAAAAAUGAAUCCCAAGAAGAAGUGCACAUUCUUCACCCGAUGAGUGCGGACUGGAAAGGAUCCAAAUCACGCGCGAUGUUUACCACGCCACAAGUGUGAACGUACAGAAUAUACUUAUCAGUGUGAGACAAUAUACCUUUUGCCGGGACCUUGCAAUGCCUUAAAGUGUGCUCGCUGUCUUUUCCAAAGCGAUGGCGAUCUUUGCAUGAGGGCGUCAGCAGUGCAACUGGCACUUCGUCUACGUGCCUUGUUCUGGCGUACGACGCACUUUAAGAUAGUGACGCGUUUUAUUUGGACGUUUCAUGGCGGUCGCGUUUGUUUGUUUUUACUUCCUUCUUAUUCCCCGUUCUUCAGCUCUCUGACUUCUUUUGUAUUUAAAAAGUUUACGUUUAGUUAGCAACAGUGUGCCUAUCUGGGUGUGUCAGACUUCGAAAAACAUUGACGUCAUCUGCCGCGUUUGCGGGCUGUUUGCACUUUUGUUUAAUUUUUGUUUGCGAAGGCGGAUUAAUCAACGUGUUUUCGAAGACAAUGUCCAAUGUAUUACUUGGCUGUGCUUAAAAGGGAUUUUUUUUAAUUCAUAAAGAUUUUCUUUGUAAUUCGCGGCUGCCUAGCGUGUGUUUUCUAUGCCCGUCUGCCCCGCACCAUUGAAUAUUGUGCUGUUGGCUGAAGGGCACCUGGUGCACACUUACGAAAGGCUUGAAACAGGCUGAUAUUUGACAGGUUUGAACUGCUUCCCGAGCCAAAUUAUUCGUAUCAUUUCU
Molecule: messenger RNA, 3677 nt
Organism: Dermacentor albipictus
Lineage: Eukaryota; Metazoa; Arthropoda; Arachnida; Ixodida; Ixodidae
Product: endothelin-converting enzyme 1-like
Biological process (GO): protein processing
Cellular component (GO): plasma membrane
Molecular function (GO): metalloendopeptidase activity
Source: RefSeq, a predicted model, not a curated record